AUGGACCAGCAAAACAUCCUUCAGGGCGCGAUUCCCUUGCUCUCAUCUGUCCUCGGCAACAACACCGUCGCAGGAGUCAUGGCCGUCUUCAACCUCGCUCUCAACACCUUCAACACUGCCUCAGAACAACUCAACAAGAACACACCCCAAGAAAAGUUUACAUACCAACAACAGCAACAGUACCGCCAGACAACGUUCAACCAAAAACAAGGACAGGAUCAACAAGAACAGCAGUUUGCUUCUACCGUCAUGUCGACGCUGGCCAUGGUCUUUGGAACUAUCAACUCGACAUUUGCCUCGCUCACCCACUCUGAGACACCCCUGACGACCUAUAUCCUCGUCGCUGUGUUGUCCUAUGUCGUCUUCCGCAUCGUCUAUGGUUUUGUCUCCUGGAUUGUCCGCUCGGUCAUUAACCUCGUCAAGUUGUCGAUUAUCAUCACCGUCGUCACGUCCCUCAUCUGGUUCGUCAUUAACGUGACCUCUCCUCUCCAGGACUGUGAUACCUCAGACGGUUCGACUUGUUACAACGCAGGAGCAGGAGGCCAGAAUCGGGCACAGGAUCCUAUUUCGAAGGGGUUCAGCUAUCUCCAGACAAGGUUCCAGGCCGAGUACAACCGGCAACAGCAGUACCUCCAGAACCAGCACCCUUAUUAA
Linnemannia hyalina is the source of this 654-nucleotide messenger RNA. The record is from the annotation of a GenBank genome assembly. Lineage: Eukaryota; Fungi; Mortierellomycota; Mortierellomycetes; Mortierellales; Mortierellaceae.